CAAUCAAGCCUUCCCCCCACCAACCUUUCAAGAGGGAAGUUUGGACUAGUGUUAGCAACAUGGCGGGUGUGCUGUUCGAGGAUAUUUUUAACGUGAAAGACAUCGAUCCGGAGGGCAAGAAAUUCGACAGGGUGAGCAGACUCCACUGCGAAUCAGAGUCCUUCAAGAUGGAUCUUAUUUUGGACAUCAACAGUUGGUUGUACCCUAUGGAUUUAGGUGACAAAUUUCGUCUCGUGUUGGCGACGACGUUGCGCGAAGACGGAUAUCCAGAUGGCAACGAAUGGAACCCCAUAGAGCAGGAGGGUGGUUCCAGGGCGGACAGCUUCGAGUACGUCAUGUCCGGCAAGGUGUAUCGGAUCGAAGGCGAUGAAGCUAGCAACGAGCCCAGCAGCAGAUUAUCAGCCUACGUAUCUUUCGGGGGUCUACUCAUGAGGCUACAGGGCGACGCUAACAAUCUGCACGGCUUCGAGAUCGAUCAACACAUGUACCUGCUGAUGAAGAAACUUGCAUUUUAAUUCUACCGAUUGCGCGGGCCGUCGAUCUCUUCCCACAGAUCAAUCGAUGAAGAAAUUUUUGUAUUUUACAUAUAACAUAAAUAAAUAAAUGUAAAUACAAUACACUAAUAAACGAUAUCAAUUACACUCUUCACAAUAACA
Messenger RNA from Camponotus floridanus (Florida carpenter ant), 656 nucleotides. It is a transcript of the gene Rpb8, whose product is annotated as DNA-directed RNA polymerases I, II, and III subunit RPABC3. The record is from RefSeq and is a predicted model, not a curated record. NCBI's taxonomy places the organism in Eukaryota, Metazoa, Arthropoda, Insecta, Hymenoptera, Formicidae. Gene Ontology annotation, cellular component: RNA polymerase III complex; RNA polymerase II, core complex; RNA polymerase I complex. The coding region runs from base 60 to 515 and encodes 151 amino acids. Gene Ontology annotation, biological process: DNA-templated transcription. Gene Ontology annotation, molecular function: DNA-directed RNA polymerase activity. The transcript has 4 exons.